Labrus bergylta (ballan wrasse) is the source of this 7315-nucleotide messenger RNA. RefSeq names its product cyclin dependent kinase 18 (gene cdk18). Gene Ontology annotation, cellular component: nucleus; cytoplasm. The record is from RefSeq and is a predicted model, not a curated record. Gene Ontology annotation, molecular function: cyclin-dependent protein serine/threonine kinase activity; ATP binding. Lineage: Eukaryota; Metazoa; Chordata; Actinopteri; Labriformes; Labridae. Gene Ontology annotation, biological process: protein phosphorylation.
UCUGUCUCUUUAUUUAGUCUGUCUUGUUAUCUGGACAGUGAGGCAGCCUCGCUGUGCUCCGUGCAGAGGACACAGGGAGGGUGGAAGGCUGAGCUGUCAGAGUGACUCAAGGAGAGGUCGGUCCAAUUUACCUGUGUUCUUGUGGGAGCUGCCUGUCCAUCACUGGGGCUGAGCUGCCUGCUACUUGUGGAUUUAUUUCUCCUGUGAGUGACACCUGGGAGAGGUGAGGGAAACCUGAGUGGAGAGGCAGGAGUCGGCUCCCCCUGCUCCUUCCGUCCUGUCUGUGUGGAUGACCUGUGCCCCUCUAGUUUGCUCCAAAGCACCAUGAACAAGAUGAAGAACUUUAAAAGGCGCUUCUCUCUUUCUGUUCCCCGCACUGAGACCAUUGAGGAGAACGAGUUCACCGAGCAGAUCAACCAGCUCAACAUACACCACACACAGGAUCUGACUCCAGACAGGCUGGGUCCUCCUUCUCAUGAUGCCAGUCCUGUGAGUCCUGAACCAACAACACCUGGAGCUCAGUCUCCAUCCCACCUCCAGUACCAUAGUAAGGCCCAGCACAGACGUUUCUCUAUGGAGGACGUGAGUAAGCGAAUGUCUCUUCCCAUGGACAUCCGUCUGCCUCCAGAGUUUCUCAAGAAGCUUCAGCUGGAGAGUGAAAACUCUCUGCCCUGCAAACCUCUCAGUCGCAUGUCUCGCCGUGCUUCACUGUCCGACAUAGGCUUUGGGAAACUGGAGACAUACGUGAAGCUUGGCAAACUGGGGGAGGGAACUUAUGCCACAGUGUUUAAAGGACGAAGCAAGCUAACAGAGAACCUGGUGGCGCUAAAGGAAAUUCGACUCGAGCAUGAAGAAGGAGCACCCUGCACUGCUAUCAGAGAAGUGUCUCUACUGAAGAACCUGAAACACGCCAACAUCGUCACGCUGCACGACAUCAUCCACACCGAACGCUGCCUCACUCUGGUGUUUGAGUAUCUUGACAGUGACCUUAAACAGUACUUGGACAACUGCGGGAAUCUCAUGAGCAUGCAAAAUGUCAAGAUCUUCAUGUUCCAGUUGAUGCGAGGCCUUUCUUACUGUCACAAGAGGAAAAUCCUGCACAGAGACCUUAAGCCUCAGAACCUGCUCAUCAACGACAAGGGGGAGCUAAAGCUGGCUGACUUUGGUCUAGCGAGGGCCAAAUCCGUCCCCACUAAGACUUACUCCAAUGAGGUGGUAACUCUAUGGUAUCGGCCACCUGAUGUGCUGCUCGGCUCAACAGAAUACUCCACACCCAUUGACAUGUGGGGCGUGGGCUGUAUCCUGUAUGAGAUGGCCACAGGUCGUCCCAUGUUUCCUGGAGCCACAGUGAAGGAGGAGCUACACUUAAUUUUUAGACUCAUGGGAACGCCAACAGAGGAGAGUUGGCCGGGUAUCAGCAACAACGAGGAGUUUAAGACUUAUCUCUUUCCACAAUACAAACCUCAAGGACUCCUCAACCAUGUGCCCAGGUUGGACUUGGACGGGAUUGACCUGCUGUCUGCUCUGCUGCUGUACGACACCCGGGGAAGAACCACUUCUGAAGCCGCUCUACAACACCCCUACUUCCUGAGUCUGGGGAAUAAUAUACAGAAUUUGGCAGACACUGCGUCAGUGUUUUCUCUCAGAGAGUUGCAGCUCCAGAAAGACCCCGGCCAUCGCAGCUCAGUGUUUCAGCCUUUAAGAGGAAAGAACCGAAGACAAAGCAUCUUCUAGAGCUCACAGAGGAGGAAGAGAGAGACACACAGAGAGAAGAAGAGGAGCUGCGUUUUUAUGACCACAGCACUCACAAGGCCUACACGCACACACACACACACACACACGCACGUGCAUGAACACACAAACUCAUGUGCACUCACUCAUUUCCAAGCCAGCUGACACACAGGGUUUACUGGAAAUAAUGUGCACUGCACUUGAAGUGACUGAGCUAAGAUAGACACUCUCUUUGUCCACACACAGACAGUCAUUUACAUAAAGGUCCUUCUACUAACUGUUACUGCGUAGUUAUCAAGGUCCUUAUAAGUGAUGACACAUAGGACUUUAAAAGUGUUUAUUAUAGCAUCAUUAAAGAGUUUAUGGCUAGAUCGUAUAAUUGAAUAAUCAACCAAAACAUAUUAAAAGAGCAAGUAGAUCAUACUUAAUGUGUAUGUAAUGCUAUUAUAAACAAUAAUAGAAACUAAUGUUUUAGUAACAUUAUUUAUUAGUCUAUAACUUGUCAAUAAGUUGGUAGUAGUGUCUAUAUUUUACAGUCUAACGAUAAACAUGUUUUUGAUGCUAUUCUUAAUGCUUAUUCACUCUUACGUAUGUCUUACUGUAUGCAGUAACAUAUAAUUAGACAUACAUAAGAAAAAAAGGACACAACUUGUUUCAAGGACCUCACUUUGAAGUGUUACCCACAUUUGCACACAUUUGCACAAUCAGCAACACCUAACAUGCUGCCGUUACACACACACACACUUGAGGUUUAUACGUUUUCUGCUGACACACACACACACACACACACACACGACUUAAACCCAAGAUAAAAUAGACCUCUAGGGGAAAAAAAAAACACUUCUUGGCUGUGUGACAGAAAAGCCUUUUCAUAUACACAAGCUUGUACAAAUUUCUGUUCAGAGCACACCCAGCUCUUCAGCCGGCCGAGGUAGCUACCACAUCUGAAACCAUUACACAGGUGUACAGAUGUAAGGGUUGAGGUGUCAGUUUAAAUCAAAGUAAAGUAUUUUUUUUAAAUUCCCCAAAUAUAAACCCCGUCAUUCCCUUAAAAAAAAUCAUGAUAAGACACCAAAAAGGUUUCAAGGUAUGCUCAUACUUUAUCCUUUAUACCUGACCUCACUGUUAAGUUACGCUUAUAAAGACAGAUUUUAUUCAUCAGAUUUUAUCAUUAUGAUAGACUACAAGUUACAACAUUUUAACAUAAUGUGUCCAAAGAUACUAGAACUUGUAGAACACCACAAGCAGUGGCGGAGCAAGACUAUUUGGAUGGAUGACUGAAAUGUGAUGGAUGCAAACCUACACAAAUGAAAAGUGUUUAUUUACCCACUGAUCAUACCACCUUUAACAACUAACAUUCAAGUAAGACUUUAUAUUCACGGGUAUCUUAUUAACCUUAAAAAGUAAAAAAACAGUGACAAUGUUUAAGUCUUCUAAAGUUAAUUCUUUAAGGACCAGAGAAGAAGAUGUAUGUCCAAAGUAACAAUUUAAAGUAUGAAGAAAAAUACAUUUACCACACCUAAAUGCAAAGCUCAGAGCAGCUGCUGCAACUCAGCACAACAAGUUUAUCUACAAGUCACACCUCUAACAAGGCAAACAACUGAUACUACAAGUACUGUACGGUUUUGGAGAUGAGGCUGAAAAAAAGUGGUACUGGGUGUUGAAUGCUAAUAGACACUUGCUAAAAAGAAUAGCCUUUGGUUGUGUAUCUUUACAAAGAAUAGAUUUAAACUAUCAAAUGAUUUGUUCCGCUGUACACUACCUUAAAAGCGAAUUGAGUGGCAUUAAAAUGUCAGCUCAUGCUACAUAUUAGCUCAUGUGUAAUGUUGGCUGAUAAUGGUUAGCUAUAGUGGAAUAAUAUGUCAGCUUGCUUAUUAGCUAAAUCUAAUUUAAAUAACUACAUCUCUGUCACAAGUGUCCUCAAAGUUUUACACACACACAAGAAGCAGUUUGGAAAUAGUAGCAACAUUGAUUUACGUUACCUCCGCUCACAUGAACACUGAGCCUAUCAAACAUACUCGUGUCCACAGACUUGCCUUGCUACGGUGUUUCAACUCAGUGUGGGGUGUUGUUCCAUACAGUGUUAAGAGCUGACUUUCACUCCAGUUUUUGAAGUUGCCUUAGUAAAAUGUGCAUGAUAUCUUGGCUUGUUAAGACUCUAUAUUUGAUCUAGUGUAGCCAAUGUGUUUGGAGGCAUUUGCUUUGUGUGCGUAAUAACUCUCAGUAUGUGAUUUUAAUCGUCUCCUAUAUUGCACAAACCAGAAGUGUCCUCUGAAGCCUGCUCCCUUCCCUUUGUGUCUUAUACCUUACGUGGCUCUGAUCAUAACACAGUAUCAAACCAAAUCCCCUCGAGCCUUGAGCAGUUAACUUGGGAAGUAUGCUCAACAAGUACUUUCUAUUGUAGCAAAUUACUCUCAGUAGGACUCACCACUUCUGUUUAUAUUUAGCACAGCUCUAAUACACCUACUGCAGUGUGUGAAAGAACACACUGUAAAACUGACUCACAAACUGUACAUAUCUGCAGAAGCCAAACUUUCAAACAGUUUUCAUCGAACGACCCUCACAGUUCCUUUGUGAUCAGCGCCGAGUCCAAAGAGUAUUCAUCUAGAAGAUGAAAUCAUUAGCAGACAUUUGGCCUGUGUUGCUAAGAUACACUUUUAUUCCUCUCUCCUUAAUAUGUCCCGACUCCCUCUUUAUCUCCGACCUCCUUCUCCAGUACAACUGAAGGAUCCACGUGUAAACCAAUGAGAAAGGGUUGAGUUGUCAUAAUAACUGGUGGGAUGUGAUUUAAGUUCAUAUAGUGCAAUAUAAAAGAGCUUCCUUAAAGCCGUCAUUCUUCCAGUCACUAACAUGGUACUGUGCUUUAAGAUAAGCAAAUGUUUAGAAAAAGAGUUGUAAGGAUGCAUGUACAUUCACAUGUCCAUCAUACAUAAGAUAAACGGGGGACUGGUCGUUGACUGUUUUUAUUGCAUAUAAUCAGGAGGGUUUGCCUUUGUCAUCCAGAUCAUGCAAUAUUCAAAAGUCAAAGGCAACUGGACUUCUCAUGGCUUUGUUUCAUUUUUACAUUUUUACCUUCACCUGAGAGGAGUACUUGGUUCUGAGGUGUUCAGUCAUUAACAAUGAAACAGCAUUAAUCAGAUAACUUAAGUGUUCAUAAACAGUGGCGUUUCUAAAGUCUGUGGGGGCCCAAGGUAGAAAUUCACAAGGGGCCCCUAACCAUCAUUAUGUUAUCAAUAAUCUGAACAGCAAAAUACAAAAUGUCAACGUUUAGUUUUAGUUCAGGACUAAAGAGCAACUUGACAGGUUAUAAGAUGUUUAAUACCGUAAAUACUUACUCACAUUCUUCAGCUAACAAGUCAACGACUGCUCUCUUAAUUCAUGUUAAAUUAAUAGAACAAAUGCCAAACUGUAAUGCUUGCAGAAGAUAUGUCAUUCAAGUGUCUCUUCCCCACAGAUAAGGCUACACACACGCUCAUUUAUUUUUAUAUUAAUGGUAAUGUGUGACAGACUCAGAGACGCACACAGAGAAUUCCUCUUCAUUUUACUUUUAAACAAACUUGUUUUUCUGAUGAAUAAUGCAUGCCAUGCUUAGCAGCGCAACAAUAGUGAGUGCUGUCAGAUGGGGCCGCCUUAGGGAGAUUUCCUACUGUCAUUGCAAACUUUGCACAUUUUGAGACACUGCUGGGGUUUAAAGUUUUAUCAGCCCUUAGGGGCCCCCUAUACUGGCCCGGGGCCCCAGGUAGUUGCCUGCGUUGCCUGUCGACAAUCAGCGCCUUUGCUCAUAAAGAUCAGAAAACAGAUUAGCCAGAAGAAAACAACACAUGGUUAAAAGUUUUAUGAUACAGCCACCAUAAAAGUUUCAACUUACAGCUACCAAUCUUUUUUUACUUUUGUUUUUCUUUACAGCAGCCUUACAUGCCCACUACAGCGUUAGUGAGCAAUAGAAAGUCUUGUCUAGAUCAGAGCCUUCAGUCAGCACUGAGGGAUUUUUGUUGAAAGGCAACAUUUCUAGAAUAAAUACUGAAAAUCCACAGCAGUUGACUCUAAAUAUAACUUGUAGAUCCGCUGCUGACUGAGACAGCGGACGCAGUACUUCUGUAGAACUGGUUCAAAUAUGAAAAAGUUAAAUUACAAAGCUAGAUAUAUUUAAGUUUAUCUGUGCCUGGAAAAUAAAGUAUGUUAAAUUAAAUAUGGGGAAUUUAAAGACAUUGAAUAAAGAUGUGUCUUUGAAUAACUUUAUAUCACAAUCCUCACAAUGCUGAUCACUCAAUAUCAGGAAGAGACAAACAUCAUAUGUCACCGUCACCAACCUAUAUGUUACCUCGGACGUAGUGACACAAAACUGAUGGUUUAUGUAAACAAGAAAAUAAGCCCUUUGGACAUGCAUUAAUGAAGAGAUGUCAGGGGGCUGCAGACGCCCAAGGCAGUUGUUGGUUUGUGCUUUGCUCAAAGGCAUCUCGGUAGAGUCCCAUGUCAAUCCUUAAGUUGACGCCACUGUUUGUCAUCGACUCAACCACGGACGUUUGGGUAUUUCAUAUCACAUGUAUAAAAUGACCAAACGUCAGUAUCUGACAGCCUGGAAAGAGGACAAGUUGUGCUCCUUGGUUUGUCGACGUCUCGUCCUUCCCAUCAGAUUUGAUCAUAUCAUUUUCACAGACACAUUAGGUGUCACCCUAAGGGUAUUACAUAACAUUUAAUUUGGCCAUUAAAGCCGAAAGCAUCAUAGCACACACUGACAGCGUUUUAGUUUUUUUCUCAAAGGGGUGCUCCUAUAAGUUUGAACAUUCAGAAAUGUGUUUGGAGUAGUUAUAACAGGGUGGAGGACCCAUGAUCUAGAUGAUUGGAUCCACAGAAGCGGGCAGUUCAUCAGGAAAGAUGCAAAUAAAUGACGCAUGGAGACUGUUGAGGGAUGGCAGGGGAAUACGAUACCCAGAGUUUGGUCCCCGUUAACAGAGUGUAUGAGCCCCUUAAGUCACACAUGAUCCAAUCAGAGGGAUUUAUGUUUGUGUAUGGAUGAGCAGUGACGGUGAAACAUAAGUUGGACACUGAUAGUUUUUCUACCUCUAGCAGAGAGUAAAGCUAAUGGAAGAAUGAUGUGGUGAAAUCCAACCCUGUUUUGACCUGAAACAAAGGUGAAGGCAACAAGGAGAGAAAUUAAAUUUCAACAUGCUUGCACCUCAGAAGGAAGAAUAAAUGUGGAUGUUACCCUCCCCCCCUUCUUUCCCUCAGUGGCACAAUUAUUACUGUGUGUGUUAUAGUUGUGGUAAAUUAAGCUAUUUUAAAUACUGUAAUAAAAAAAAAAAGAAAUAAUAUAUGUAUUUUAACAAAUGUUUCCAUUUUUCUCAGUGAGGUUUUAUGCCAUUCAAAAUAGAGCACUGUAUUUAAAAAGACUGCAGACUAUGUCUAAAUGUUUUCUAUAAGAUAAGUUUAGAUUUUGUAUGAGAUGUGAUAUUUUGUGUGAUCUGUCAGAACUGUUAUCAAAUGAAAAAUUGAAUGUACUGUGACUGCCAACAAGGCAUAAAAUUGAUUUAAUAAUCAAUUCAUUAAUGAAUAAAUAAAUUAUUGACAUUCUGGAACACACUCA